UUGACUUGACCCAGUCAUCCCCAUCUCCAGCUCAGAACCCACUCUUGCCCAAAUCCACUUCCUUUCCUCUCGCAGACCUCGUCGUCGCACAGCAAGCUUGUCCCCUCGCCUCGAGUUCAAGCAACUCUCCCCAUCCCCCAGGGCACGAAAAGAAACCCAGGUCGCAAGCAAACACACAAGCGCCCUCUAGCUCAACUGACAAUUGUUGCCUGCACAAGGCCGCAAACAAACCCUUAGUUCUCAUCCUCUCAAGUCUCAACUGCUGCUGAAGACGUCCUAAGCCUCUCCCCCUGCCCGGCCAGCCUGGCUUGCUCGCCGCGUGAGUUUCGGACCAGACCCAGAGACAAGUCGCCCUCUCUGGUCUCCCAAGUUCCGCACCAGGAACCAUUCGACAACCCGACAACGACACAUCCGGACUCGACUCUCUCCACUAUGCUGUCCCAUCCGCCCCCGAGCGGUCUUCAGGCCAGGCAACGGUUACACCGACGCCAGAAUUCGACACCCACGGCCUUUGAAGCGACAAAGAUCGCCAGCAAACUGCCGCAACACGACAACAGCACAUUCGGCGGCGCGCAUCCGUCCCAGGCGCAGUCCGUCCGCCAAAGGAUGGCCCACCGCCGUGGCAUGAGCCUGGACACUCGGCGACAACAGAUGCGCGCCUCCCUUGCGGCAGCACCAUCGACAUCAUCAACAACACCCAGACAGGAUCAAUUUCCCAUGGUAAGUAACAAUACUAACAACACAGGAUACAACCACCCACAGCAUGUGCUGCGAGAAGCGCAGCAGCAACGUACAGCAGGCCCGGGCUACAGACAUCCGCUUUCGACGCCAAAUUCAGCAGCAGUUUCUCCGCAAUUUGCGGACUUGAGCAGUGAUGAGAACUACUUACUAUCCCCUCACGGGACACCACAGCGUUUCGAUGGCCAUCGGUAUGGCGCGUUCCAAGAGAGCCCCAUGCAAAGCCCCAUGGGCAUGUAUAAUGCGCCAAACAGUAUGAUGAACGCGCCUCAAGACUUCGAGCUCUUCCCAUCGAGCGCGCUGUCCUCGCCGACGUUUGUCAACAUUCAAGAGAGCCCUUCAGCUGGUCCGGGGUGGCUCUCGGACAGCGAGAACACAGUUUCGCGCCGGGGGUCCCGAAGGAUCAGCAACGGUAUUCUGGACAGAGUGGCCAAAUUUGAGACGAUGGCGUCAGAAGACCCAUUGAGGCCACUCACACCCUCACAACAAAAGCCUGAAGAUUACUUCCCCCUUACUCCUAUGGGCACGCCCUUGGAGGGGACCGUCCGCGCCAGCCAACAACCACAGCGGUUCGCGGCAGACUAUGACGACUCCAUGGAGGAAACCCUGAAGCCGACAAGAAGAUCCAACCAAAGACCCAGGACCACCUUUGACGAUAUGCGACAAGCUGCCGAGACCCAAGAGCUUCCCACAAUGCACCAGCAGACUUCUGACAUGGCAAUGCUCGGUUCAUUCGGCCAGCCGUCAACAAUGGUGUCGGAAAUGGACAACCUGAGAGCUCAAGCCCAAUUCGCCAUGGCGAGCAACUCCUUGGCGUCUACGCCAGAUCUCUCCCUGCAGACUUCCCCCAUCACUCCUCACAUGCCCGAGUACACGCAUAACUUUGACUUCAAGCCAGAGUUGCACCAUGGCGUUUUCGAGUCCGGACUUGUUCAGGACCCAUCGAGCAGCGAGUCCCAGUCAAGACGCAACUCUCCACACCGGAGAACCGAAUCCAUUGCAAGCUUGGCCAGCGCAGCAAGCAUUGCCAGCCUUGACAUCGAGAAGACCAAGACCGAGACCGGUAUCUCGCAGGAUGAGAUCAACAAGUACAUCGAGGGCCCAGAUCCGAACGACAACAAGUGGACGUGCACUUUCGAGGACUGCAACAAGAAGUUUGGCCGCAAGGAAAACAUCAAGUCGCACGUACAAACCCAUCUCAACGACCGCCAGUAUGUUUGUCCGCACUGCAGCAAGUGCUUCGUCCGCCAGCACGACCUCAAACGCCAUGCCAAGAUCCACACUGGAAUCAAGCCCUACCCUUGCGAGUGCGGCAACAGCUUCGCUCGCCACGAUGCUUUGACUCGCCACAAGCAACGUGGCAUGUGCAUUGGAGCUUUCGAUGGCGUGGUCCGCAAGUUUGUCAAGCGUGGCCGCCCGAGGAAGAAUCGGACUGACACGGACGAUCGCAAGGACAACAAGGCUCGCACCAGGAGAAAGAAUCAGUCUAUAUCCUCUACCUCGUCGCAAUCCGGUUACUCGGACAGCUCCGCCGUCAACUCACCAGAGAACAACCCGGGCAGUUUCGAUAUGCUGGAAAACAUCAUGGAUGUUUCGCUCGGUGGCACCAUGACAAGUCCUAUUGGUCUACAUGGUGCGACCUCUUCCUCUGCUCCGAUGCCUUGUCUUUCGGUCGACUUGUCAGUGGAAGGACACUCGCCUUCAGCAGACAGUGUCCACACCUACGUCUCUCAGUUAUCGCACAUGUCGAUCCACCCCCAAGACUUGCUCAGCGAGCAUAGCGUGUCACAUCCGGCGUCGCCUGCCAAGAGCAUUGCGAGCCAAUUCAACGAGCUGCCUGAGCUCUCUCAAUCGUCCUCUCCACCGCCAUCAUGCACUCCAUUCUUCGAUCUCCAACCCAGCUCAAGCGCUGGAGACAUCAUGAUAAGCUCUGGCAUCGACAUGUCGGGCAUCCCGUCACUGGCCGGGCCCGACGACCACGAUGAUGACAUUCUCCUGCAGUUCACACACAGCGACAGCGUCUUGAUGCUCGGCGCUGAGAGCAAGUUCGACGAUGCCUUCGAUAACAGCUCUGAGUUGUUCUCAUCAAACGCCGACUUGUUCUUUGGCACUAACUGAGGCGAGUUUGAGCAAGCGAAGUUCUGUGACAAUGCACUCAUGGGAGCCGUGCACCACUGUUUUUGCUCAUGAUUGCGUUUUUCCGCGACUUGUACGGAUAAGAGUUAUGAAUCUUACGACCUUGGGCUUGGGUUCGCUUUUGUUUUUGGGAGCGAUGCAAGUGUUUUCAUCUUCGGGCGUUUACUAUGGGCUCGGGGGUAGAACAUUUAUGGGUUAUUGGGGGUAUUUAUUCUAAUUUUGCGAACAUUCGCCGGUUGUUGCUUUCAAUACCUUUCACGCAAGAGGUUCACAUCUAGGGAUAAUUGGCGCUAGCUUGCAGUUAUUUGAAUACAAAAGCUUCAGGAUUCUUCAGU
Messenger RNA from Microdochium trichocladiopsis, 3209 nucleotides. RefSeq lists its product as uncharacterized. Gene Ontology annotation, molecular function: DNA-binding transcription factor activity, RNA polymerase II-specific; RNA polymerase II cis-regulatory region sequence-specific DNA binding. The record is from RefSeq and is a predicted model, not a curated record. Lineage: Eukaryota; Fungi; Ascomycota; Sordariomycetes; Xylariales; Microdochiaceae. Gene Ontology annotation, biological process: regulation of transcription by RNA polymerase II. Gene Ontology annotation, cellular component: nucleus. The transcript is spliced from 2 exons. The coding region runs from base 433 to 2856 and encodes 807 amino acids.